UCUCGCACAUGUGAUUCAUUUGAUUUUUUUUUACGAAACCAAUGUUAAUUUGUAACUUUUAUUUAACCAAUUAGGUCUGAUAAUGGAAUGCCCAGAUGUACAGGUCAACGAUAACGAAUCGGACAUUGAUAAAAUAGUCGCAGAUAUCAAUAAUGGACAAAGUGAGAUUACUGCAAUGAUAACUCCAUUCAAGGAUCUUUUGAUCAGUAAAGAUGCUGAAAAACGUGCUCAUGGAAUGAACACUUUAUCAAUGAUUUUGAAAUCGGUUGAUCCGAAAAUUUGUAGUCAAAAUCAAGUCAGCUGUCUGAUCGAAUACUUCAUAGCAAGGUUUAGCGAUAAGAGUUACGUGAUCGAACGAUCAAUCACCGGAUUAGAUGCUCUGUGUCAUUUUCAACAUUUUACUUUCCAAAUGGCUUCUUCAAUAUUUUUUGCCAUUCAAAAUGAUUUACCGAUUCAAAUGCUGAAACCUGAAUGUAAAUCAGUGAUUUACGAGUUGAUCACUUACUUAUGGCAACGUUUCCAAGACGAUUUUAUUGGUUUGGGAGCCAAUUUCGUAUACGGUUUUUUACAUAUUGUUGACACAGAAACCAGUCCAACAUGUUUAAUGAUUAUAUUUCCAAUGUUUGGUCAGAUUGCCGCUGUUUCAAGUUUCGGUAAAAAAAAACUUGUCCCUUUUUAUUGUGAUAAUUUUUAUUUUCUCUGAUAUGCAGAGAUGUUCUUGGAGGAUAUAUUCGAUUCGAUGGCUUGCUAUUUCCCGAUUAUAUACAACAAACACAAAAAGGAUAAAUAUCUGGAAACCAAAGUCAAAUUGAGUCAUCUUUUAAACGAAGCAAUGACAGCCAACCAAAAGUGCUGCCAGUAUGUGAUGCCAUUGGCCCUUGAAAAAUUGGAAUCCGAAUCUAUUGAAUCGAAGUUGUCAUCCUAUCGACUGUUACAAAUGGCUUUGCCCAUCUAUACAGGUCAUGAUGUAGCGAAACAUAUGGCUGAACUUUGGAUAUCUAUUCGAAUCGAUACGCUUAAACCGGAAAUUCAGGACGACGAAUUGGCGAAAAAUGCAUUGGCUACAUUGUCCAAAUUGGCCGAUGUGAUUGCACAAGAUUCCGAAUGUCAGAAAACAUUGAUGAGCAAAAUAUGGGCAGAUCUUGAGAUAUCUUUCAAAACACCCGAAUUGCAGCUUGCCUGCUCAUCAGCACGCAUAUUGAUUUCCUUCUCAGGUAAUCACAUUCCUAUCUUUACGGAAUACUUUGAACAAGUAGCACCAAUAUCUAUAAAAAGCUUCAUAUUCACCACCAAUCCAAAUGGCCAGCAACACAGUCUUAGUUCUUUUUUAUUAAUGAUGGAACAUGGUCAUCGUAUUGGAAUGAAUAUUCCCACCAAAGAAGCCUGUGAUCGAAUGCAAUUGUUGAUUGAGAAUAGUCAAAACAAAUCGAACGAAUUACGGAAAUUGAUUAUACGCAUUCUAAAUGAAUACCUGAGUCUUUCUCAGUUUGAAAAAGAUCAUCUCCUGUUGAUUAUCAAUUUUUCAAUAAAUUGUGUUCGACAAUCUGGAUACGAUUCUGAGUUACAGAAUUCAUUUUUGUUAUUGGUAGAAAAUCUUGCUCAAAAAUAUGUAGAACUAAUCUACGAACUAUAUGUUGGUAAUAUUAUGCAAGAAAUUGAGUGCUCAACAUUGGCUGAUGAAAAACAAAUGCUUUUCCUGUUGAAUACAUUACGAAGUUCGUGCCAAUCAUCAUCCACUAUUAUGUCAAUUGUCAACUUUCUUAUGGAUCGUUUGGUUCUUCUUACGCUGAAUAGUGCUGAUCAUCUCGUUUAUAUCACUAAUAUGAUCGAUACUUUUCGGAUAUGUUUUAGCCGUUUAUCCACUCAACAAGAUUUAUCAUCGAUUGAUGAUUUUUACAAAGUUUGCAUAUCUCGAUUCUUAAGGCUUUUGAUUCGAACUUAUUUCAUUGAAUCAAAUACUUUAUCUUGCACAAACGAUGUGAUAAGACAAUUUGCUCUACUUUUCCACUAUUUUUUAUCAAAUUGUUCAUUGAAAGAUAUAUGGCAACAAGUCACCGACAAAGUAUGGACAGCUUUUUAUACGAAAGAUUUUUGUCAAUUGUAUGAACCCGAUCGAAUACAGUCCAUAAACGUGAAUAUUUCGAACGCUACUCAGGUUGAAUUUUUGCUACAUUUGGUAUAUUCCUGCCUCAAAACUUGCGAUAACAAAUCUUUGGACGAAAAUUAUUUGAUCAAAUUAUUCGAUCAGAUUGUUUCAUACGAUCUGACUGUUUACAAUGAAGAGAUUAUUCAACUGAUUAGUAUGUGUCUAGCUGAAAUCGUAGCCAAAUUGGCAGAUUCAAAUUUGCUUUCCGAUUUACUUGCAAAACAUUUGGAAAUGUUUGAAUCAUCACAGAACCAGAGUGAACAAAAAUUUAUAUCAAAUCUACAUUCAAUAAUAUGGAUAUCAAAGAGUUUAUUUCGAAUGGAAAAAAAUGAACACUUGCAACGUUAUGUUGAAAAAAUACUCAAUUCGCUCAAUCAAGCGACCAGUUCAACUCGUACCGCUAUAAGAGGAUUAGCCGAUAUCCUCUAUUCACAAAAUGAUUACUGGCAAUCUAGAUACAUCAACGACACUAUGGUUGGAAGCGAUCAAUUCUCCACGGAACUACAUGAAAUUUUUUGUAAUCAUUAUGAAAAAACCAAUGAUGAAACCGUACUUUAUAUUGUUUUGUCACAUCUAAAAUAUAUGCCUUUGCCAACUGAUAAAUAUGUUCCAUACAUUGUCAAAGGUUUGCGAAUUGCCGAUUCACCAACGAUUAAUUUGCUUUGCCUCAAUUUUCUAUCGAAACACAUUCUUACCGAUCAUCCGGAUUGGAUCGAGUCACAAUUAUUGACUGUAUUCGGAUUAAUCAUUGAUUUAGCAAAGAAAUCGCCUUCGUUGCAUGUUCGUAGAACAGCAUUGAAUAACAUUGCCACCAUGAUCGAUUUGUUUGGUGAAAAAUAUUUGGUCGGUUUACGUACACAAUAUGUUCAAAGUUUACGAUCAACAUUAGGUGAUCAUAAACGAAUUGUACGAUCUAGUGCAGUACGGUCAUUUUUCAAAAUGUCCAUAUUGGGCCAGCCAGGUAAUAGGGCACACUGAACAAAUUACACAAAAAUAUUAAUACAAAAAUUGUUUAAUAAACUUUUUUUUUUGUUUUGUUUAUAAUGAA
Dermatophagoides pteronyssinus (European house dust mite) is the source of this 3194-nucleotide messenger RNA. It is a transcript of the gene Mms19, whose product is annotated as MMS19 nucleotide excision repair protein. The record is from RefSeq and is a predicted model, not a curated record. Lineage: Eukaryota; Metazoa; Arthropoda; Arachnida; Sarcoptiformes; Pyroglyphidae. Gene Ontology annotation, cellular component: cytosolic [4Fe-4S] assembly targeting complex.